Closterium sp. Naga37s-1 is the source of this 3972-nucleotide messenger RNA. The record is from the annotation of a GenBank genome assembly. NCBI's taxonomy places the organism in Eukaryota, Viridiplantae, Streptophyta, Zygnematophyceae, Desmidiales, Closteriaceae.
AUGGCGUUAGUACCACCCCUGAACCAGCGCGAAGCGCGCCCGCCGCCGGACGCGGAAGCAGCAACUGCGCCGCCGACGGACGCGGAAGCAGCAACUGCGCCGUCGCCACGGGACGCGGAAGCGGCGGUGGCUGCGCUCGCGGCGUCGCCCGUUCCCGCAGCGUCCUCCCGCCCUGUCGAAGCAGCCGUUGCAGCUAGUGCGAGGUCAAUCAACGCGGAGCGCGCGGUCAACACGGUCAACGCUUGUAGCCCGGUCAACGCGGUCAACGCGAAUUGUGCAGCAGAGGCGGUCAACUCUGCCAGCACAAGCAGCGACGUGAUGAGAAUGAGCGACCUGCCCAACGCGAUCCAGCUACGCAUCCUCUCGCUCCUCGCAUCUCCUCCUCCCUCCCUGCCUGCCGCCGCUCCCCAGCAGCAGCAGCAGCAGCAGCAGCAGCAGCACGCAGCGCCCAUCUCCAUUCUGACCAGCAGCGGUAGUAGUAGUGCCAGUGUCAGUGCUGCUGCGGGUGGGGAGAGUAGCGGAGAGCAAUUGAGUGCGGGUGGGGGGGCGCAUGCGGAGGAAAGAGGGGAGGAGCAGGAUCAGGAGGAGCGGCGGGUGAGGGCUGCAGUGGCGGAGAUGAUAACACGUGGCUAUGCUGUGCUGGAUGGCUUCAUGGGGAUGGCCGAGGUGAGAGGACGAGAGGGACUCCUGUUCCUGCUCCUGGUGUUAGUGCAAGCGCACAUUCCCUUCCCUGUCCUCCCACUUCCCUCCCCUCCCCUCCCCUCCCCUCCCCUCCCCUCCCCUCCCCUCCCCUCCCCUCCCCUCCCCUCCCCUCCCCUCCCCUCCCCUCCCCUCCCCUCCCCUCCCCUCUCCCGCUCAGGCGGUGGCAGCAAGGGCGGAAUUAGAGCAGCUGCGAUCGGCACAGUGCAUGCGACCCGCACCUCAAACCCCACCUGCACCUUCGCUUCCCUGUGCUCCUGCUCCCCUCCCCUCCCCUCCCCUCCCCUCCCACGCACAGGCGGUGGCAGCAAGAGCACAGCGGUGGCAGCAAGGGCGGAGGCAGAGCAGCUGCGAUCGGCGCAGUGCAUGCGACCCGCACGCAUAGGCGGAGGGCAGGGAGGAGCAGCAGCAGCAGCAGCAGCAGCAGCAGCAGUAGCAGCAGCACUGGCGCUAGCACUAGCAGGAACAGGAGCAGGAGGAGGAGCAGGAGGAGGGGCAGGAGGAGGGGCAGGAGGAGGGGUAGGAGGAGGGGCAGUAGGAGGGGCAGGGGAGGAGAUGAGUCUGGUGGGGGGUCCGCAGGUGGACGUGAGUGUGAGGGGCGAUGUGCUGGUGUGGCUCACGUCCCUGCCCAGAGAGCAGUUCUCCCCCUACACUCAUCCUCACCUGCACCGCAUUGUGAUCACUGCUCGCGCAUCUGCAUCCCCUCUACCUGCGCCCUCGUGUCCCCUGGACGUCUCGGGAAAGUUCUCCUGUCAACUCGCAUGCUACCCUGGCAAUGGCACUCGGUACGCACGGCACACGGAUCGGUCCCCUUCCAGCCCGCACCGCCGGGUGACGGCUCUCUACUACCUCAACCCUUCCUGGGACCCCGCCUCCAUGGGCGGCAACCUGCGGCUGUAUCUGCCGCGCGCGUCUCAUGUGGGGGACGGUGGUGCUGUAGGAGCAGCAGCAGAAGCAACAGAAGAAGCAGCGUCAGCAGCAGCUGUUAGAACAGGGAUGGGUCAUGCAUACAGGGCUGGUGGCGGUGGUGGUGGCGGUGGCGGUGGCGGUGGCGGUGGCGGUGGCGGUGGCGGUGGCGGUGGCGGUGGCGGUGGUGGUGGUGGUGGUGGUAACAGCGAUGGGAAGCACCAAAGGGGAGAGGAAGAGGGAGAGGAGGGAGAGGAGGGAGAGGAGGGAGGGGAGGAGGAGCAAGAGUGCAGUGUGGACAUAGCGCCGUUGGCAGACCGUCUGGUGCUGUUCCUCAGUCAUAUACCCCACGAGGUCCUGCCCUCGCACGCCCACCGCUUCUCCCUCACCUUCUGGUUCUGCUGCUCCCCGCUCGCACAGCAGGCAACUCCUGAGGCGGUUCCAACGGGAGUAAGCUGCACAGAUGGCCCCCACUCGCAUGGACAGGAGGAGUGCACAGCGCCAGGGGCAGGCGUGCAGGGGAACAACGUGCAGGGGGCAGGGGUGCAGGAGGGAGGAAGUGGAGGGCUAGGAGGUUUUGAGACGUCUCAGCAGCACUCGCAUGGACAGGAGGAGCGCACAGCGGAAGGGGGACGUGUGCAGGGGGGAGGAAGUAGGGGGCUAGGAGGGGAGAUGGCGGGGCGAGGGGGGUUGCCGAGGGAUGGAGGGGGUGCUUUGGGUUGUGAAAGAGGGGGAGGUUGGGAGCAGAGAGCAGGGGAGGGUAGCGCAGGGGAGGGAAGCAAGGAGAUCGAGGAGGAAGACCAUGCAGUCACCACUGCAGCGCUGCUGUCCUCCCUGCCGGCCUGCUACCACCCACAGAUAAGACAGGUGGUGCUACCAGCAUGCAUGGCAAGGGGACCCUGCUGGGCGAGGGCCAUAGCUCAGCACAUGUGGCAGAGCGAAGAGUACUACCUCCAGGUGGGUGGGUGGCAGGCGGGAGGCAGAUGGGCGGCAGGUGAGCAGCAGGUGGGCAGCAGAAGCAGCAUUUCUUUUCUGUUUGCUCUCACGCCGUCCCUCCUUCUCGUCACAUUCAAUCCCUCUCCCCAAUUUCCGCCCAACUCUGAAUCUUCCCAGAUCGACUCUCACAUGCGCUUCCUACCCGCAUGGGACACCCAACUCCUUGCCUUCCACUCCCGCGCCUCCCGCCUCUCCCCCAAGCCCAUCCUCUCCUCCUACCCCCCUGGUUACUUCGGCCUGGGCGCUUCUGCCGUCAUCCCCCCUAUAGACGUCUCUUCUGCUUGCGUUCUCCUGUGCGCGAGCCAUUUCAGUGAGAGAGACGGAAUGCUGAGGAUCAAAGGGAGGCGGGUGCGUAGUGAAACAUGGGGGAGGAAUGGAAGGGAGGAGAGGGGUCGGAGUGGGGGGUCUGCGGAUGCUGAGGAGGGGGCAGGGGAACGGGCGGGACGAGGGCGAGAGAGAGGGUUAAAAGGACCAAAAGAGGGAGAUGGAAGAGACGGGACAGGGGAAAAGGCUUUUGAGGCGCCUCAAAAGUUAAAAGGACCAAAAGAGGGAGAUGGAAGAGACGGGACAGGGGAAAAGGAAGGAGUGGGAGGACAGGGUGCGGUAGAGACAGAGAGGAAGGAGGGAGGGGUGAUCCAGGAGAGAGGGAUGGGUGGGGGCUCUCCUGUGCCGUCGCUGUUCUGGGCUGCUGGUUUCUCCUUCUCCCGCGCAUCAGUCAUCCAUGAGGUGCCCUACGACCCCACACUCUCCUUCCUCUUCUUCGGGGAGGAGCUCUCAAUGGCACUGCGCCUCUUCACACAUGGAUAUGACUUCUUCUCUCCGCCGCUCCCUCUCGCCUUCCACCAGUGGUCCCGCGCCUACCGCCCCUCUCUCCCUACAGUUGUCGCCCCCUGUCUCGCCCCCUCUCCUGCCCCCUCACGCGUGCCCGCACUCUCAUCCUUGUCACCACCGUCUGCGAUCAAUUCUGCUGCCAAGGCAGCCGCUAAGGCAGCGGCACAGGCGCGGGUUCAGCUGCUGCUGUGCCCCCACGGGGCAAACGGUGCAGGGUGUGAGGGCGAGGAGAGUGGAGAGCAGCAGCAGAGCGGGUGUAAGGAGAGGGAGAGAGCAGCGGCAGUGGUGGCAGCAUAUGGUGGUGGGGAGCGGCUGGAGUGGAGUGUUGUGCCUUGGACAGACGUGCAUGGCAAGGCUCAAGUGGGAGUGGGGGUGGGAGUGGGGACACAGCGCACGGUGCAGCAGUAUAUAGAGCACUGUGGAGUGGACUUCUGCAGGAAAGUGGUCAGUGAGCGGGCCAAGAAUGGUGGUUUUGACGCCUCGUGUUUUGUGGAUGGUGGUGAUGCUGCUGGUGAUGGUGAUGAAGCUGCUGACUUCUAA